GAGAAUGACCAACCGCGCCAGCAACCGUCUGAUCCUGCCCACCACGCGUAACGGCUUCCUCUUCCCCUCCAUCGUCUUCGAGUCCACAGGGGCCCCGGAUCUACGGAACCCCGACGGCGCGGAGCACACUCCGGCGACCGGCGAUGAUGGCCGGGCGCAACCACCACCAAAACCACGGCCAGAGGCUCCGCCGUCUCGUCCCGUGCAUCCUCGUCAUCGUGUUCGCCGUCCACGCCGUCUCCUUCGCGCUCUACCUCCUCCUCCAGUCCAACCAUCCUCCCCCAAACCCCGCCAACCCCGAAGCUCAGACCCAUGAGAGAGUCCGAGAGCCGUCUUUCCAGAAGCCGUGGCCGCGCCUCCCGUCCUUCCUCCCCUGGACUGCCGACCCAUCGCUGACGCCGCGCUCCUGCGAGGCCUACUUCGGGAACGGCUUCUCCCAUCUCGUGGAAGUCCUUCCGGAGGGGCGUGGGGGCGGCGGGUGGUUCCGAUGCCACCACAGCGAGACUCUGGGCAGCUCGAUCUGCGAGGGCGCGCGAGUGCGGCUCGACCCGGCGCUCAUCGCGAUGUCGCGCGGCGGCGAGCCGAUCGACCAGGUGAUGGGCCGCAAGGAGGAGGAGGAGCUGCCCAGGUACGAAUCCGGUGCGCUGGUGGUGGAGGGGGCGGCGGCGGGGAGGAGGGGGCCCUUGGUCGAGCCGGGGUUCCUCGACGCCCACGUGCCCACCAACGGGAUCGGGAUGCACACCAUGAGAGCGCUGCUCGACUCCGCGCGUGUCGUGCCGCCCGGUGAGCUCCACUGCUCCCAGUGGAUUGAAGAACCGACACUUCUGGUCACACGAUUUGAGUAUGCAAACCUUUUCCACACAAUUACAGACUGGUACAGUGCAUAUGUUAGUUCCAGAGUCACAAAUUUACCUGAUCGUCCUAAUGUUGUUUUCGUGGAUGGGCAUUGCAAGGCACCACUGGAGCAAACAUGGGAAGCACUUUUUUCGAAUGUGACCUAUGCCAAGAGCUUCUCUGGCCCUGUUUGUUUCCGGCAUGCAGUUCUUUCACCAUUGGGCUAUGAGACUGCUCUAUUUAAGGGGCUUAGUGAAAGCUUCAGCUGUGAAGGAGCCCCUGCUCAGUCCCUUAGAAAUAAACCAGACCACCAGAAAACUGCACGGUUGUCUGAAUUUGGGGAGAUGAUUAUAGCUUCUUUUGAUCUUUUGGAGGAUGGGAUCGUGCCGCCUAAAAAAACAUCAAACGGACUCAACAUUCUCUUUGUUCGGAGAGAAGACUACUUGGCCCACCCACGUCACAGUGGAAAGGUUGAAUCUAGGCUGAGCAAUGAGCAGGAGGUAUUCGAUGCAGUUGAGAAGUGGGCAAAAGGUCAGAAGUGCAAAAUAAACGUCGUGAAUGGUCUUUUUGCACACAUGAGCAUGAAGGAGCAACUCCAGGCUAUCCUGGAAGCUUCAGUCAUAAUAGGGGCUCAUGGGGCUGGUCUGACACACCUGGUUUCAGCCACGUCAGACACAAAAGUUCUUGAGAUAAUCAGCAGCUUCUAUCGACGCCCACAUUUUGGCUUGAUCUCACACUGGAAGUCGUUAGAAUAUCAUGCCAUAAAUCUCCCUGGAUCAUAUGCAAGUAUCCCAGACGUUACCAGUGAGUUGGGGAAUAUACUGAAAGGUCUCGGAUGCUGAAACAAAGUGAUUCUUGGCGUUGAGAUAUUGGCCGUUAAAAUCGCCACGAGCAUUGUUGCGUGGAUAAUUCUGUUUAGUUCUAUACACUGGUCACACUAGCCACGCCCAUGCUUGCUGUUACAGUUGGAGAGCACUCUCUGCUGUUUAUUCAUUCAGUCACGCCCGUGGUCUAGGAGCCACACAGCCCCAGUUCUCCGCAGAGGAAUUUUCUGCUGCCAGAUGUAGACCGAUAUGCCGCUGACAAGCUACUGAUGACAUGAAGAAACCCAAUUGACACUGUCCAUUCCGUUCUCGACGUUUUCGCCACGGCCCUGGGGAUGGAUCAAACUGUAAUGGAUCAAACUGUAAUGUAAUUUUUAUCAUUUGGGCUUGAACGUUUUUGUGUUGCAAUGCGAGUGUCAAGUGCCUCCCACUGCCCAAUUCCUGAAUAACAUUCUUGUGCACGGUGUAUGAUCUGCCCAUUAUUUCUGCCAACGGACACGGGGCAGCGCUGGUGUAUCAUUUUGGAAGUUGGGAUCGACGGCGCUGGGUCAGUCAUAACGCGCUCGCCCGUGUACUUG
Triticum dicoccoides is the source of this 2236-nucleotide messenger RNA. Its product is annotated as beta-1,2-xylosyltransferase RCN11-like. The record is from RefSeq and is a predicted model, not a curated record. NCBI's taxonomy places the organism in Eukaryota, Viridiplantae, Streptophyta, Magnoliopsida, Poales, Poaceae. The transcript is spliced from 3 exons. Gene Ontology annotation, molecular function: glycosyltransferase activity. The coding region runs from base 144 to 1676 and encodes 510 amino acids.